Molecule: messenger RNA, 816 nt
Organism: Didymodactylos carnosus
Lineage: Eukaryota; Metazoa; Rotifera; Eurotatoria; Philodinida; Philodinidae
Source: the annotation of a GenBank genome assembly
AUGUCGAACCCAUCAUUGAAAACAAUCGACGAAGAAGUUGCGGAAUUCCUGUCGCAACCUGCAAUGCAGGACAUCAUCGAAUUUCUCGACAAGGACCGCUGUAAUGCACUGUCACAUGUACUGCGUGAGAAGUUUGCGGUCUUCCGUGGUAUUGACUGCUCGUCUCGUCAACCGCAGGCCACCGAGGCCAUCGUCGUCGCCCUUCUACGCUCGAUCGACAGUGUGAUAGAAAUAAUGAGCGAAAGCAAACUCAAGGAUGUGCUGCUCCAGUUACGCAAAGAGUUGGAAACGCUCUUCUCUCUCUACGAACGACGAAUAAUCGAACUUGAAAGCGACGUCCGUCGCCUCAAAGAGCAAAUCGAAACAAAUGAACUUCUUCUUAUGGCUGCCGAUAUUGGCACAUUAUAUACACGGUAUAUAUUCGAGCCUCAGUGCAAUCAAACUUGGACAAGUUAUGCAAAUCAAAUUGGCCAGAUCGAGACCACCAUCGAAGAAGAACAGGCCGAGCGCCUGCGUAUGGGCAAGACUCUGCUGAAUGACAAUGAAAUCGAUCAGCGGUUGAACAAAUUCCUUCAACCCAUCCAGCAGCAAUUCAGUGUCGAUCUCGAACAAUUACGGCGGCUAAAACAAGCUCGGGCCGCUGUCGCUCACACGCGCUACAAAUUGGCUGACGAGCAACGUGAUUUUCUCGCGAAGGCGCAGAAGGCGCAUAUACCCAUUGGAUUCGAAUACACCAUGGUUUUCCAGGCCAUGCUCGAUGCGCUUGAUAAGAAAAAGCUGCAGUUUCGUCGCAUUGUCUAUCCCAUUGGCACAUAA